Raphanus sativus (radish) is the source of this 1699-nucleotide messenger RNA. Its product is annotated as calcium-dependent protein kinase 12-like. Gene Ontology annotation, cellular component: nucleus; cytoplasm. The record is from RefSeq and is a predicted model, not a curated record. The transcript is spliced from 7 exons. Gene Ontology annotation, molecular function: calcium-dependent protein serine/threonine kinase activity; ATP binding; calcium/calmodulin-dependent protein kinase activity. Lineage: Eukaryota; Viridiplantae; Streptophyta; Magnoliopsida; Brassicales; Brassicaceae. Bases 26 to 1573 code for a protein of 515 amino acids. Gene Ontology annotation, biological process: peptidyl-serine phosphorylation; intracellular signal transduction; protein autophosphorylation.
AAGGAAAAGUCAAGACUCUCAAACUAUGGCCAGCGAAUCAAGAACCAGAUGGGUUCUCCCUUACAAGACCAAGAACUUGGAAGACGAUUACCUUCUUGGUCGUGUGCUCGGAAAAGGACAGUUUGGAACCACUUUCCUCUGCACCCAUAACGAGACGGGUCAAAAGCUUGCCUGCAAAUCCAUACCUAAAACGAAGCUCCUUUGUCAGGAAGACUGCGACAACGUUUUGAGGGAGAUCCAGAUAAUGCAUCACUUGUCUGAAUACCCCAACGUUGUCCGGAUACACAGCACGUACGAGGAUGAUACCAGCGUGCACCUUGUGAUGGAGCUCUGCGAAGGUGGUGAGUUGUUUGAUAGAAUCGCGGAGAAAGGUCAUUACAGCGAGAGAGAAGCUGCAAAGGUUAUCAAGACGAUUGUUUCUGUCGUUGAGGCUUGUCACUCUCUUGGUGUUAUGCAUAGGGAUCUUAAGCCUGAGAACUUCUUGUUCACUUGUUGUGAUGAAGACUCUCCUCUUAAAUCUACUGACUUUGGGGUCUCUGUUUUCUGCGAGCCAGGCACAACGUUUUCAGAACUUGUUGGAAGUGCAUACUAUGUGGCGCCGGAGGUUUUACUUAAGCAUUACGGCCGUGAAUGUGACGUAUGGAGCGCUGGAGUUAUACUCUACGUUCUAUUAAGUGGUUUUGCUCCUUUCGAUGCUGGAACUGAACGUGGGAUCUUUAGAGAGAUUUUAAAGGGAAACCUGGACUUUGGGACCGAUCCUUGGCCUAGCAUCUCAGAGAGUGCCAAGGAUCUUGUAGGGAAAAUGCUUGAGAGCGAUCCAAAGAAAAGGUUAACUGCUCAUCAAGUCUUGUGUCACCCUUGGAUUGUGGAUGAUACGGUUGCUCCAGAUAAACCACUGGACUUCGCAGUAGUGUCCCGUCUGAAAAGGUUCUCUGCGAUGAACAAACUUAAGAAGAUGGCUUUACGCGUAGUUGCAGAGAGACUGUCUGAGGAAGAAAUCGGUGGGCUCAAAGCACUGUUCAAGAUGAUAGACACAGACAACAGUGGUGAAAGAACAGAUUUGUGGCUAGUCUAUGUAUUCUUAUGCAAAUAUGUUAGAGAGCAACUCAGUCAACAUAACUCUUCAAGUGGGACCAUCACGUUUGAAGAGUUGAAAGAUAGUAUCAGACGUGUUGGGUCAGAGCUUGUGGAAUCAGAGAUCCAAGAACUCUUGCAAGCAGCUGAUGUUGAUGAGAGUGGAACAAUUGACUAUGGAGAGUUCUUGGCUGCAACAAUCCACUUGAACAAGCUGGAGAGAGAGGAGAAUCUAAUGGCUGCAUUCUCUUUCUUUGACAAAGAUUCAAGCGGUUGCAUCACUAUUGAUGAACUCAGACAGGCUUGGAACCAGUUUGGUAUAAAAGAUUCACAUCUUGAUGAAAUGAUCAAAGACAUUGAUCAAGACAAUGAUGGACAAAUAAACUAUGGGGAAUUUGUGACAAUGAUGAGAAAAGGCAAUAAUGGGAUCAGCAGGAGAGCAAUGAGAAACACAUUCAACUUUGAGAAUUUAAGUGAAUGUCUAAACUCUUCAUUUUAGUGAAAGUUUCUUGAUAGAACUUUCUGUUUCUAUUUUAAAACCAGUUAUGUUUUCAAUAAAACCAAUUCUGACCAGUGUAAUUGGAGACGAUCUCUUAACAGUUAUCAAACAUUGAUCUUGCCAGUU